AUGCCACCACACACGACUGAGUCGCCAGCAAAGAAGCAAAGCAAAUGGUCGCCUGAGGAGGAUGCUCUGAUCAUUGAGCUCCGGGGCAGCGGGAUGAAGUGGGACGACAUUUCCAAGCGUCUCCCGGGCCGGAGUUCUAUCAGCUGUCGCCUCCACUACCAGAACUACCUCGAGAGACGCAGCGAGUGGGACGAGGAGCGCAAAAACAAGCUUGCGCGGCUGUACGAGAGAUUCAAGCCCGAAAUGUGGGCUAAGGUAGCCGAAGAGAUGCAGGUUCCCUGGAGAGCCGCCGAGGCGAUGCACUGGCAGUUGGGCGAGGCCGACAUGGCGAGGCGCGCAGGAGUAGUCCCGUUCUCGCUCAACAUGACCCCGGCCGACCCACAAGGCUCGCAACGCUCGUCGCCUUCUCGGGGACAUGCACACUCGCAGUCCCAGGGGAGCCUCCCUCGAGACAUGUCGGGCAUGCCUUCUCCUCGAUAUAGCCGCGGCCCCACCACGCCACUGAUACCUCCCCCUUUAUCCAGUGGACGUCCGCUGGCGGCACGACGCGAGAGCAUGCCCCCUCGACCUUCGUACGGGCCACCCGAUCCCUCCGACUACGGUUAUGGCGCGCCGGGACCCGCCUUCGGUCUUGCGCCCAUCCAGACAGGCAACAUCGGGCAGGGACGCGGCGGCAUGCUGCCCAGUGUGGCCGAGCUGACAACGGGGGUCAGCCCCUACAGCACCCCGGCCUACUCCAUGGGAGUUCCUAGCGCAAGCCCGGUCCACAGCGCGACAGCCAGCCCGGGCCCCCUCCUGCCUUCUCUCUCCUCGUAUUCGCCUCUCGAGCCGGGCGGUGCCAAACGACGAGCGAGCCCCGACAUGGGAGCUCGCGAGACGAGCCGACGGCGACAUUUGUACCCGCGCCAAGACGAAAACGACGGCCAGCCGCCGGGGCCGUCACGGCGCGGCCACCGACGUGAACUUCCAUAUUAG
Molecule: messenger RNA, 975 nt
Organism: Lasiosphaeria miniovina
Lineage: Eukaryota; Fungi; Ascomycota; Sordariomycetes; Sordariales; Lasiosphaeriaceae
Exons: 2
Coding region: 1-975 (324 amino acids)
Biological process (GO): regulation of DNA-templated transcription
Cellular component (GO): nucleus
Molecular function (GO): RNA polymerase II cis-regulatory region sequence-specific DNA binding; DNA-binding transcription factor activity, RNA polymerase II-specific
Source: RefSeq, a predicted model, not a curated record